This is a messenger RNA of Humulus lupulus (European hop), 1972 nucleotides long. Its product is annotated as glycerol-3-phosphate acyltransferase 1. Gene Ontology annotation, molecular function: phosphatase activity; glycerol-3-phosphate 2-O-acyltransferase activity. The record is from RefSeq and is a predicted model, not a curated record. Lineage: Eukaryota; Viridiplantae; Streptophyta; Magnoliopsida; Rosales; Cannabaceae. The transcript is spliced from 2 exons. Gene Ontology annotation, cellular component: membrane. Gene Ontology annotation, biological process: cutin biosynthetic process. The coding region runs from base 182 to 1816 and encodes 544 amino acids.
UCUCUCUCUCUCUCUCGUUUUUACUCUUCUUCUCUUAUUGUCUCUUCUUUAACAGCUUUUAAAUACAUCACCUUUUUUCUCUUCACACAAUAAAAUCUCCAAGGUAAAGGAAGCAAGGAAAAUCAAGAGAGAAAAAGAAAAGCGUCCUCUACGUACUAUUACUAUUACUACUAUAUCCACCAUGUUCUUUCCUAUGGUGGUUCUCAGGUUAGUAGACUGGAUCUUAUACCAGCUCUUGGCUAACUCAUGUUACAGAGCCUUGAGAAAGAUGAGAAGAAAGUUGUACGCUCUCCGGUCACCACAACAACAGCAGCAGCAGCCUCAUCCUCUCUUCCCCACCAUAACCAAGUGUGGUCUCGACUCCAGAGGAUCACAAACUUUGGUCUCUGACUUCCAUGGAGUUCUCUUGAGCUCGCACUCUUUCUUCCCUUACUUCAUGCUGGUCGCCUUCGAAGGUGGUGGGAUUUUCAGGGCCUUUGUUCUCCUCUUGUCGUGUUCCUUUUUGUGGGUCUUGGACUAUGAGAUGAAGCUCAAGGCCAUGAUCUUCAUAUCCUUUUUUGGUCUUAAGACGAAGGACAUGGACAACGUUAGCCGAGCAGUUCUGCCCAAGUUUUAUCUCGAGAAUCUUAAUCUCGAGGCGUAUGAGGUUUUGGCCUCGGCGGGCACUAAAACUGUGCUUACGAGUCUUCCCAGGGUCAUGGUUGAGGGUUUUCUUAAGGAGUAUUUGAGUGUCGAUGACGUUUUUGGAACCGAGUUAGAGGUUAAUGGGAAACGAUUCAGUGGUUUUGUUUCUGAACCUGGUUUACUCGUCAAGCAUAGAGCUUUGAAGGAGCAUUUUGGUGAUAAAAAGCCUGAUAUUGGGCUCGGAACUCCCAGCUUUCAUGACCAACUCAUUCUAACACUAUGCAAGGAGGGUUACAUAGUGAACGUGAAAGAAGCUGACAGCAAAAGUAAUGGUAAAGUAAUGACUAGGGAAAAGUACCCCAAACCACUUAUUUUCCAUGAUGGGAGACUAGCCUUCUUGCCCACGCCGGCUGCGACUCUUGUCAUGUUCCUAUGGCUUCCCUUGGGAGUCAUUCUAGCCAUAUUUCGAAUCUCAGUGGGGUUCCUUCCUUUCCAGAUAGGAACCCCUCUGGGCAUUGCAGCUGGCGUUGACUUAACGGUCAAAGGAGGCACCCAUUGGAAAACAAAUGAUCCUCAAAACAGCAAGAAGGGAAUCCUCUACGUGUGCAACCACAGAACUCUCGUCGACCCAGUUUUCAUCAGCAUCUCAUUGGCCAAGCCCGUCACCGCUGUGACCUACAGUCUUAGCAAGAUGUCUGAGUUCAUAUCCACCAUCAGAACCGUGAGGUUGACUAGGGAUAGAGAGCAAGAUGGUUUGACCAUGAAGAGAAUCCUUGGCCAAGGUGAUUUGGUGGUUUGCCCUGAAGGAACUACCUGUAGAGAGCCCUAUUUGUUGAGGUUUAGCUCUUUGUUUGCCGAGUUAAGCGACGACAUUGUCCCUGUGGCUGUCACCACAAAGGCCACCAUGUUUUAUGGAACUACAGCUAGUGGACUCAAAUGGUUGGACCCAUUUUUCUUCUUCAUGAACCCUAGACCUGGCUAUAUCGUUCAUUUUCUCGGGAAAGUUCCCAAACAGAUGACUUGUGGGGAUGGAAGAUCGAGCUGCGAGGUAGCUAAUUACAUACAAAAACAACUGGCUGAUACUUUGGGGUUUGAAUGUACUAGUCUUACUAGGAGAGACAAGUACUUGAUGUUAGCCGGUAAUGAAGGAAUAGUCGGUGAUAAUAAGAAAAAGAAACCUUCCUACUUCUAGUGAUGGAAAAAAACUAAAAAUAAGAUGUUUUUACUUUUGUAUUCCCAUCUUAUGAUAUUAAUUACGUAUAUAUUUAUAAAUAUAUGUAUUUAGUUUAUUAAUUACUACAUUGUGUAUGUUUUUGGAAAGGUUGAUGAGGACCAUGUAUUUUUCUUA